This is a messenger RNA of Megalobrama amblycephala (Wuchang bream), 4310 nucleotides long. It is a transcript of the gene zbtb24, whose product is annotated as zinc finger and BTB domain containing 24. Gene Ontology annotation, biological process: regulation of transcription by RNA polymerase II. Gene Ontology annotation, cellular component: nucleus. The record is from RefSeq and is a predicted model, not a curated record. Gene Ontology annotation, molecular function: DNA-binding transcription factor activity, RNA polymerase II-specific; RNA polymerase II cis-regulatory region sequence-specific DNA binding; protein binding. The transcript has 6 exons. Lineage: Eukaryota; Metazoa; Chordata; Actinopteri; Cypriniformes; Xenocyprididae. Bases 1904 to 4072 code for a protein of 722 amino acids.
AACUAAUGUGUCAAGUAAAUUUGCUUACAUUCAUACAGUUUGGGUCUAAAGAUGGAAAUACUAUUUUCUUUUAAUAUAGACCUUUUGAAUGAUUACCAUAUUCACGUAUAAUAGUAUUUACAUGGUUCUUCAAAAAAUCCACCACCAUGGAUUUACUAUGGUAGGGGAGAGUGGGGUAAGAUGAGCUAUUUUUUUUACUUAGGUGGUCCUCGAUGAGGACAAUGAGGCAGAAACACAAUGAAAGUAUUUAAAGUAAUUUCAGGAUGUUUCCUAUCAUUUUAAAAUGAUCAGAAUACAUCUAUGACAAAGGGUUCUAAAAAAAUAUGGCUUAUAAAAAAAGUGUUCCUCUGGCUCAGUUUACCCCAGGUUAGGGGUAAGUUGAGCUGAGUCAGUAGGUGGGUGUAAACUGACCAUCUAACUGAAUCUGAGACAAACCCAUGUGAAAUUUUACAGAUAAUGCACCUUUUUUUAAAAACUAAUUUAAUAAUCAAAUUUCCUUUUACAAAUAUUCAUAUUUCUUUUUUUUAAAGCUAACUUAAACAACAUAAAACCAACCAAAUGAAGUUGAAAUUUCAGUGUUUAAUUGUUUGCAUUUCUGAAACAAUAUGUUGAACUCCAAAGUUGUAACCUUCCCAUAAACAGACUAAACAGAGAGUUUGUUGAGUAAAAUUAAAUAAAAACUGAAUUAGAAUGAAUAAAUGUCACUGAAACUAAUAAACAUUUUAGUCAAAAGGUUCUUGACAUGGUAGUUUUUCUGCAAUGUCGAAGAUGUUAGGCCAUUAGAGACUACAAGUGGAAAGAUAUGAUUAAACAUCCUCUGGUUCGUAUCAGAGAAGGAUUUGGUGUACUUGUACACUGUUCCUAUCAAAUAAACUCGAAAAUAAAGAUAAACUAAACCAGUUGCGUAAUAUUACAUUUGAAAUGACACCAGUUUAUACUUCAGAUUUAACUUCAAUUAUUUGCCUUAUGGUGGGGUAAGUUAAAGCGCUGGCUCAAUUUACCCCCACAGCAUAGCUGUCAUUUUAGGAAAAGCUAGCUAGCUUACCAAUUCAGGAUAAUAUUUAGUUAAAUGACUUGCAUGGUUUUAUACGUUGCUAAAUCACUAAUAUGCAUCAUAAAUAUUUUUAGAUGUGGACUAAUUUGCUUUGAUGUAACAGCCAUUACAUCUUUAAUGUUAAAAAAUGUUUUUGACAAGCCAAAAAAAUUUUUUUAAGUAAAUAAGCGACUUCCACUCCUCCCAUGUGCUUCUCCUUUUCACAGUCUGGCAGAAAUGACGGGUGGUUCUAAAAUAUAUUGUCACAUGACAAUAAAAUUGUACAGUUGCCAAGAUACAGGGGGUGGGUCAACUUACCCACUGGCUCAUCUUACCUCACUCUCUCCCCUACAUACAUGGUUCUCAACUGGUUGGUCACAACGGUCACACACAACUCCAAAAGUGUUGGUCUGAUGGGUGAAAAUAUACUUUAUUUUAGCGUACUUAUUGCGCAAAUAAUGAUUUUACAUUCCGUGUCAAAUCGACCAAAUUUCCCGGCUCAAAUUUUUGAGAUUGUUAAUAUUUUUUUUCCGUAGAAAGACAAACAUAAAUAGUGAGGAAAACCAAAAUAUUAAAUGUCACAGAUGUAUAUUUACUGAGUAAUCCACUAUUUUUAGAGGGGGGUCAAAAACAUUUUCAAAACCACGUUUGGUUUUUGAUCACUGAAAAUGGGUAAAAUUCAACAAUUUGAACAUGGAGCUGCAUUGAGAUCCCCAUAUCUAUAGGACUGAACUAUAUAGGGCCUUGAAAAUGAAGCUUUCAAAAGGAAAGUUUAUCAAGAAUGAGAAUCCAGAAGGAUAUUAAAGCGGAACUCAGUAAGAUUUGCGAAGCUCCCCCUACAGCUUCCUUCAGUGAAUCACAAGCGCAGCUAUGGACUAUAACGACUACAGCGCUCACCAGAGCAGUAGUUUUGCAAAUACAGUACAAGAAAUCUCGAUGGAGAUUCAUAACGGCAUCAUGUCUGCGCCGUCUCUAGCGCCAGCAUCGUCGGUCCUCACCCUGCAUUCAAAAACACACAAGGACACCAUCCUGCAUAAAUUUGACAAACUCAGAAGAAGGGAACUGCUCUGUGACAUAACCCUUAUUGUAGAAGACGUGCACUUCAAGGCGCACAAGGCUCUUUUAGCAGCGAGCAGUGAAUACUUCUCAGUAAUGUUCACUGCUGAAGAUCAGGUAAGCCAGUCGGUGUACAAGCUGGAUGGCAUGCCUGCGAAAACCUUCGCGACUGUGCUUGAGUUCAUCUACAGCGCAAAUGUGUUGGUGGACGAGAGUAGCUCUGAGCAGCUGCUUGACAUGGCCCGCUUCCUGGACAUCCCAGAUUUGCUCAAAGCCCACGAGGACCUUCAAAAGGACAGUUCAACGGUUGAAAAUGUGAUGUCUGCUGAGGGAGGGGGUGUUGAUGACUGCAUACAGACAAAGCGUAAAAGAGGGCGCCCGAAAAAGUGCAUGUUCACUCAGGAUUUAAGCCAAAAAGAGAGUCCAGAAAGCGGUUUACCAACACAGACUAGCUCUGAGACUCAAGAGCCUUCAGAACCUCUCUUAGAUCCCACUUCACCACCAAGAGAUUUAAGUGACAGCGACUACAACCCCAGAGAGGACAGACCCCGUCACAGCAAGCGCAAAAUAAGGCAGCCUGUCAAACUGAAGGGAUACAGGUUAGGAGACAAUCUGACUGAGCAGAAGGAGCCGGGGAAGAGAGGGCGAAAGAGGAAGUACCCAGACACAGAGGCCAGAUGUGAAGAGUGUGGGAAGGUUUUUAAAAGCCAUCUCUUUCUGAAGAUACAUCAACGAACUCAUACAGGUGAAAAACCGUUCAGAUGCAGUGUUUGUGGGAAGGGUUUCACCCAGAAACACACUCUUUUGGUUCAUCAGCGCAUGCACACGGGAGAAAAGCCCUUCAUCUGCACCAUAUGCUCCAAAGCGCUGUCCACCAAACACUCCCUACUGGAGCACAUGAACCUACACGCAGAGAAUAAAUCUUUCAGUUGUGACCAGUGUGAGAAAAGCUUCAGUCAGAAGCGGCAGCUGAAAAGCCAUUACCGCGUUCACACUGGAAAAGCUUUACCGGAGUGUGCGCAGUGUCAUCAUAAAUUUAUGGAUGCAGCUCAGCUGAAGAAGCACCUGAGAACUCACACUGGUGAGAAGCCGUUUACAUGCGAAAUCUGUGGGAAGUGUUUCACAGCCAAGAGCACACUCCAGACGCACAUCAGGAUACACAGAGGAGAGAAGCCAUACGUCUGCAACAUCUGUGAUAAGACCUUCUCCGACCCCAGUGCCAGGAGGCGUCACGUGGCGUCUCACACGGGUAAAAAGCCGUUCACGUGUUCUGUCUGCAACCUGUCGUUUGCCCGAAUGGACAACCUUAAAGCUCACACCAAGACCCACAAGAAAGAGCGUCAACAAGGAGAAGCUGAGAGCACGGGACCUGCCGAGGCGGAGGCCCCCUCAGGAGCCGGAGAAAUGCACAGCAUCCUCCAACUUCAGCCGUACCAGCUUCCCGCCCACGCCGAGCAGGAAAUCCAGCUGGUGGUGACCAGCGAGGUGGAAAACAUCAACCUGGGUCAGGAUCAAGGUAUCAGCAUCAUCACUGCAGAAGAUACUUCUGUGGAGCAGGGUCUCAACCUUCUCACCCAACCUGCUGGUCACGUCCAAAACCUGGCGCUGGUCACGCCGGACGGAUUAGACGGCGGUACUCAAAUUCAAACCAUCAGCGUCUUGGGAAGUCAAGUGAGCAGCGGACCACCGGAGCAAAUGCACGUCAUCACGCUGACAAAAGAAGCUAUGGAGCAACUGCAGGUUCAUCACGGAGCUCCGCAGCAGCUGCAGGUGAUCCACCAACUGUCCGAGACCUCCGAUGAAAAUCCCAGCCGGCCGAGUCCAACAGGAGGCAUUCACAUCAGCAGUCAGAGUGGGCAGCCCAUCUCCAUCAGCCAGACCAGCGAGCAGAUUCCCAGCGAUCAGAUUCAGGGUCAAACCUUCCAGAUCCAGGCUGGAACGGUCUCGUACCUCUACACCACCAGCAUGACCCCGCAAAACUGAACCGACACAACUGUAUGAAUCCUUUAGGACUCCCUCAUAAUGCUGAUGCUUGUCCUCUUUUGAUGUAAAUGGUUCCAUUUUUUUAUACAGUAAAGCUGACUGAGAAUAAGCAGAAACAUCUUUUUUUUUUUUUUUUUUAGAUAAUGGCUGCAAUAUGGAUCAUGAAGUCUAACCAUUAUUAAAUUGUUUUUGUACUUGACUAAAGAUAAUAAAGGGUUCACAUACAUAUAACUCCAAA